Messenger RNA from Didymodactylos carnosus, 1555 nucleotides. NCBI's taxonomy places the organism in Eukaryota, Metazoa, Rotifera, Eurotatoria, Philodinida, Philodinidae. The record is from the annotation of a GenBank genome assembly.
AUCGAAAAAACGUUUUCAAAAAACGUAAAAGACACAUAUUCGUGAUCAACGUCAAAUUCUCUAUCGAAUAGGCUAAAAAAUACGGCAAUUUUUUUUUUCACUUUAACCGUGCUUUAUGUGCAUCUUAUAUCCAAAAUGGUUCUUACCAGCUUCUGAAAAUGUUGGCAUUAUUGAUGUUGCUGCUUGUGAAAAUUAAUCUUAAUAAUCUUUGCUCAUCAGUUUUUUGCUAAAAGUCGUUUUGCUCAAAUUAUUUUUGCUCAUAGUCAAGGUAUUUCUCUUUUUUAAUUUAAGGUUUUGAAAUUGUACGCGUGGGAAUCAGCAUUUAUUCGUCGUGUGCUUAAUAUACGCGAAAACGAAUUAAUUUAUAUGCGACAAAAAGCGAUUAUUGGAACUUCAUCGACAACACUAUGGUCCUUCAUACCAAUAUUAGUUUGUAUUGUAACAUUUGCAACAUAUAUAUUAUCUAGUCCGCAGAAUGUUUUAACAGCUGACAAAGCAUUCGUUUCAUUAGCCUUAUUUAAUUUACUUCGAACUCCGUUAAUCGUAUUUCCAAAUGUGAUUAAUAGUGUUGUUGAAGCGCGUGUAUCAAAUGAACGUAUCAAAAAAUUUCUUUCAAAUGAUGAAAUUGAUGGCGAUGCUGUUCAAAAAGGUCAAAUUAGGGAAGAUGAAACUGUUAUUAAAAUUGAUCACGGUUCGUUUCAAUGGGCAUCCAGUGAACACAAAUCAUUAAUACUGAAAAGGUUGCUUUUUACACUUGUGGCUCUUAUCGGCACAGUUGGUUCCGGAAAAUCAAGCAUUUUGUCAGCAUUACUUGGUGAAAUGACGAAAGUACAGGGACAAGUUACGGUUGGCGGGCGUAUGGCUUACGUGCCACAACAAGCAUGGAUAAUGAAUUCUACAUUACAACAGAAUAUCUUAUUUGGUAAAGAUUUAGAUCGAGAACAAUAUGAUCUUAUUAUUGAAGCAUGUGCAUUGAAACAGGAUCUCGAUAUGUUACUACAUGGUGAUCAAACAGAAAUUGGCGAGAAAGGUAUCAAUCUGUCUGGUGGGCAGAAACAAAGAGUGUCGCUGGCUCGUGCAAUUUAUAAUGAUGCCGAUAUUUACCUACUUGAUGAUCCGUUAAGUGCUGUUGAUGCGCAUGUUGGCGAACACAUUUUUAAAAAAGUUAUUGGACGAAAAGGAUUACUAAGUGGAAAAGUACGAAUUUUAUUUACAUAUUUUGAUUAUUAGUGAGGGCAAAAUCUCUUUCUGAUAGGUACAAAGUAUAUCUAACAGCCUAUGAGAUCAUUCCAUUUAACGUUACAUAAAUUUUGUAUGCAACAAAGGGCCGGGGUCAAUAAGAGGCAAAAUCAGCCCCCUCUCAGAUCAAGCUCAUAUUCAUAAGUCUGAUGUAGUUUUUCUCCGUAAUUAAAACUAGCACCUCCAUUUUCAUCCCCCCCCCUGAAAAAAAUUCCGCAUCUAAACUUUUCUCCCCUUAAUUGAACUUUAUUUAGAGUAUUUUCCUUAUUUCUUCCCUUUGCCCAAAGCAAACCUCAACUACUGUAUAUCAUUCGAU